This is a messenger RNA of Rana temporaria (common frog), 1462 nucleotides long. RefSeq names its product transmembrane protein 179 (gene TMEM179). NCBI's taxonomy places the organism in Eukaryota, Metazoa, Chordata, Amphibia, Anura, Ranidae. The record is from RefSeq and is a predicted model, not a curated record. The coding region runs from base 40 to 741 and encodes 233 amino acids. The transcript has 4 exons.
UCUCACUGCGCAUGCUCGGUGUGGCUCCUGGCGGUGAAGAUGGCGAUGAACAAUUUCCUCUUCGCUCAGUGUAUUCUCUAUUUCCUGGCCUUCCUCUUCAGCUUCAUCGCCGUCAUCCCGCUCUCCGAGAACAGCGCCGACUUCCACGGGAAAUGUCUUCUCUUCACCGAGGGAGUGUGGCUGAGCGGGAACGUGUCCCUGGAGACCCGGGAACAUUUCACUGUGGAGGAGUGGGGACCGGAAUCCGCCUGCAGGUUCAGCGUCUUCACCGGACUCCUCUCCCUGCUGGCCGCCGCUCUGCAGGCCUGGAGGUCCCUCUUCCUCCUCUGCAAGGGACAUGACGACUCUUUCUUUUACACCUUCCUAAAUAUGCUGAUCAGCUCCUUUGUGGUUUUCGUUACCUUUAUUGCCAGCACCAUCGUCAGCGUUGGGUUUAACAUGUGGUGCGACGCAAUUACGGAGAAAGGAAGUAUGCCCAACAGCUGUGAAGAACUCCAGGACAGAGAUCUUGAACUUAACCUGGAAAAUUCCUCUUUCUAUGACCAGUUUGCAAUUGCCCAGUUUGGUCUUUGGGCUGCCUGGCUUGCGUGGCUGGGAAUUUCCAUCCUUGCGUUUUUGAAGGUCUACCAUAAUUAUAGACAGGAGGACCUGUUGGACAGUCUUAUUCAAGAGAAGGAACAUUUGAUUGGAAAGUCGUCAUCUAGACAUUCUAUGCAUGAAGAGAAAAGUGGAGUGAUAUAACCCAACAAGAAAAGCCAUAACACAUUGCAACAUUUUGAAAAUGAAAGCCUACAGUGUAUCCUUUAAUUUGCUUUGGUUCCUCUUAAUUAGUUCUCAUAAAAGGGGCACAGUGUUUUUUUCCUCUUUGCAAAUAAGCUACCAUUAUUUGGCAAUGUGCAGUUGGUCCUGUUAAGAGAUCAUGCCGGCCACAUGGCAACAAAUCAUAUCAAGUGUUUGCUGAGAUAGCUACAUGCUUUCAAGUUAAAGUGUAAAAGGUUUGUCCACCUAAUGGUGAUAUUUUACUAAUAGGUGGAAAUUAGUGGGCUGGGUAGUGCCCUGGCUUCUUAUAUGUCAUAGAUACUCCAACACUGAGAUCUUCCUGCUAUAAUGUCCCUGACUCUGCUUCUACCCACUUGGGCGUUCCCACUAUCCUCUGCGUGUACCAGCUCCUUCUGGAACAUUCUGUGUAAUAUAAAAUAAAUGUUACAAUCCAACAGGGAAAGUGGGAAUCCCUUAUAUUGCCCACAGCAGAGCCAAGAACUCGCCACUGAGAACUCCCCAAUCGAGUCCCAGAGAGAUAAAAAAGAUUAUCAGGUGGUUUACCUCUCCAGAAUCUACCCCACGACAGGAAUAUCAGUGUUGAGUGAACUAAGUAUUUAAGUAAUUCAGUUGUAUACAAGUUUGAUUUAAAACUUUUUUUUACACCUAAGGCCCCGUACACACGACCGAGUUUCUCAGCAGA